AUGCAGGUCCCAAAGAACGACAGUGUGCAAGCUAUGAUGACCUAUGUUGCGCAAAUGUUGCAAAAUCAGGGACCGUACGGAGGAUGGAAGGCAGAGGUUCUAAUCAAGACCCGGGCGACCAAUGUUUAUCAAAUGAUCACCUCCCUCCGUUUGAUCCAACCUCGCAUCGAUCUCCACCAAGCGGCCCAGGCGGCCAUGAGUUUCGAAUUAAAAGCAUUCACCAAAGCCAACGAGAAGAUCGAAUAUGAGAAGGAAUGCACGGAAAAGCUUCUUCACAUAAGGAACACACGAGAGAGACAGGCUGCGGUCGCUUACCAAAGUGGAAUGAUGUCCCAGACGGGCGCUGGUCAGAAUCAAAUUCCAGGCGCUUUUCCGCAGCACAUGAAUCAGAUGCAGGCAUCCCCGGUUUCUGGCCAACAGCAGAUGGCAAUGGGCAUGAAUGGGCAGAACCAGCAGGCAGCAAUGCAGCAACAGCGACAGCAACAGCAGUCGCAGGCGAUGCUCCACCAGCAGCAGCAACAACAGCAGCAGCAGCAACAACAACAGCAGCAGCGACCCCAACAGCGCCCUGGCAAUGGAAUUCCCAUGGUCGACGACCUCAGCACCCUUUCAGCCCAAGACCUUGACCAUGUCUCUCGACUAGCAAACGAGAUGUUGAAUAAAACCAGCCCGGAAGAUAUGGAGAAGAUCAAAAUGAACCUAUCAAACAUGACACCCGAGCAGCGGCAAUAUCUGGCACGGAAGAAUCUUGAGCCAAUGACCUAUUUCUUCCGCUCUCAGGCUCUCAACCAGAUCAGACGCCAUCGUCGCGCUCGUUUAGAAAUGGGGGGACGUGGGCCAAAUGGCGGGGUGGAUGCGAAUGGUAACAUGAUGGGAGAUCCCAUGAUGAAUUCUCAACACCAGCGACAGAUGCUUCAAAACAUGUUAAACCUUCAACGCAAUUCCGCAUUUCCGGGAAAUCCCGGUCAGACGAUGGAACCCCCGAACUUCAUUGGCAAUGUGGAAAACAUCCAAGGACAGCAAGCAGAUGGCCUGCGCUCACAGGAGGCUGGUCAGCUAGUCGUUCCUGCAAGCUCUUCUCAAAUGAACCAGGCCCCAUUCCCGAAUAAUAACAACAACAUGUUCCCACAGCAGAUGGGCCAGAAUGGCCAGCCGACAAUGAACGCCAAUAAUCCAAACGCCCAGGCUCAGUUCCUUGCCCAGCAACAGCAUAUGCAGGGUGGGCCCAAUGCUCCCCAGGAUCGAAUGCAGUUCCAGGCACAGUCUCAGGCUCAAGCGCGCGCACAAGCGGCGCAGAAGGCGCAGAUGGCGAUGUCGGGUCAUGGUGGCCAAGUGACCCCCCAAUCACAGCCACAACUGAAUGGACAAAGCCCCGUCAUGCCUAUGCUGAAUCAACCCAUGGCCCCGGGUCAGAUGUCUCCGGUACAGGUGCCCCCGCAAGCCCGACCACCGUCCCGACCUGCAAACAUGGGCCAGCACCCGGCUGGCGUUGCUGGACAGGCUGCGAUGCAAGGUCAGGUCCAAAUGCCUCCCAAUAUUCCGCCCCACAUCCAGGAACAACUCGCUCGUAUGCCUCCUGAACAGGCUCGGGCUAUUAUCAUGCAGCAACGUCGUGCCGCUCUCAAUAAUAUGGCUCGAGCCAACCCCGGCCAGCAACCGCAACAUCAACCGGGCCAAGCCCAAGCAAUGAUGAAUAACCAGAUGGGCAACGCCAUGAUGAGAGGCUCGAUGGGUGCCCCGCAGGAUAUGAACUCGGGAAUACCUCAAGGCCAGCAAAUGACUCAGCUGCAACGUCAACAACGCCAAAACGAAGUUUAUAAGCUCCAACUGCUGCGGCAGCAAAACAAUGGCGUGGAGAUGACCCCUGAGCAGGCCAAGCAAAUGGACCGCAUAUCUUUCCCACCGUCUAUUCUGAACAUGAAUGGCACUUCGAUGCAAGUCCCUAACAAUGUUAAAUCAUGGGGCCAACUCAAGCAAUGGGCAAAUUCGAACCCUCAAAUUGCAAGCCCCAACGACCUCCCGCGUCUCAUGAUGCUCCAGAAACUUCAUCUUGGCCAAAUGAUCUCAGCUUCUGCGAAUCAAGUGAGGAAUGGCCAGGGUCCAGCGCCAACUCCAUUCCAAGGCACUCCGGCUCCGUUUACUAAUGCGCCAGGCUUCCCUCCUGGUCAACAAGCCGCUGCUAUGAAUAUGGCAGCCAUGCGGCCAAUCUCCGCGCAAGACAUUUCAAUGGCUCGUCAAAAGCUUGGACCCCAGGCGUCAACCUUUACUGAUGAGCAGAUUCGGGAGAUUCUGUACCGAAACCGCCAAAAGCAGAUGAUGCAGGCUGCACAGAACAGAGCAAUGCAACUUGAUGGAAACGCGCACCCAGGUCAGCUAAAUCAACCGGCGGUCACUCAACCUCCGGUCCCUGCAGUACAGCCUGUCCCCCAAAUCAAGCCACAGCAUCCUCAACCGCCGCAAACGACCCCUCAAGCGGCGAACGCAAAGACUCAAACUGCAGCCGCGGCUAAAGGUGCCAAGGGUGCUACCGGGAAGCAAGCCUCAAAGAAGAGACCCAACGCAGAUGAUCCGGCAGAAGCUCGAGCUACAGCUACGCCCCAGAUGAGCCAGCCUGUGGCAGUUCCAGGCGCUCCAGGCACGACCCCCCAACGGCCAGGUCUCCCUUUCACACAGGAACAUCUUGCACAAAUGACUCCUCAACAGCGAGCUCAGGUUGAGGCACACAUGCGGAGGCAACAGUCUCAAAGCCGGGGCCAGGUACUCAGCAGAGCUGCCGCCGACGAGGCAUGGAACAGGAACCUACCGGCCCAAGUUAUGGAGGUUUAUAAUGACAUCGCCAAGAACGCUCCACCCGCGAAACCUAUACCCGUCUCGCCCGAACAGAAGGCCGCCAUGACUAAACAACUGCGUGAAGCCUUGGAUGCUCUCGGCCGCUUAGAUGCCCUUGUACAAUGGUUUGCAAAGAUGCAUGGCCAGGAGAAGAAUGUUAAGAACCUCCUCGCUAUGCGUAUCCAAUUGAUGAGGCAGUUCAAGCCCUCGCAGGAUUGGGUUGUAAAUGACCAUUUUACAGUGACUCCCGAUUACCUCACUGGUGCUGUCCUUUUUAUGCGAAAGUUGUUCGCAGUGAUGAUUUCUCGCAUGCAACAACAGGGUCAGCGUCCUAACGCCUCCCAACCUCCUACCUCCAACGCCCAGGCAAUGCAAGGCAACAUGCCAGCACUGAACGCGACCAACCUGCAGCAGUUGCAGGCACAGGAAGAAGCCCUGCAGCGAGCCCGGCGCGCCUCUACCCAGUCUGUUGCAAAUGCCCCAGCUGCACCUUUUGCAGCCCCAUCUCCUAGGGGCGUCCCUCAGUAUGCCCCAGGUGGACUUGCACCCGAGAACCUUAAACUGCCUCCCCCCAAAAAGCGGAAGCAGUCUCAUGGCGUGGCAUCGUCCCCGAUUCAAGCAACUGCAGCCCCUGGCGCAGCGGCAAAAUACAACAAAGCGGUGGCGGACGCCACAUCUAAUGCUGCAGCCAUGGCAGGUGCUUUCAAAUGCAGUGUGGUUGAAUGCCAACAUCACUAUCAAGGAUUCCCUACGCAAGCCGUCUUGGAUAAGCACAUCGAAGAAAGCCAUCAACCCGAGGAAGAAGAGAUGAUCGAGGAUUAUCUCAAAUAUUACCAUGAAAGUAUUUCGAUGGGUCUUGGGUUGAACCCCGACGACAGCCCGGAAGCCCAGCAGAUAGCCACGCUCGGAUCAGUGCCGCCCUCCACCAAGCUUAGUGCAGCAGCUUCUCCGGUAAAACAAAGUAUGGCUACCCCUCUCAUUGCCAACAACACGCCCAUGGCUAGGAUCACUAGCCAAUUCGGAGCCAAGACUGCGUCUCCUGCUGCAGCAUCAACUCAGCUGCUCACUCCGCAGUUGUCCACUGUCAAGGGAACAAAGCCUGCUGGCAAAGAUGAAAAGAAGGAUGUUAUCAAACUAGAUGAUAGCGACACAAAGGAUCCCUGGGCGGAGUGCCCCACCUCACUUGAUACAAUCCAUGAUACCUUUUCGAACCUCGCGAGCAAGGAUCUGCCUCACCUUGGCUAUGACUCGCUCGAGGACUUCGAUAUCAAUGAAGCUACUCCGGUGGAUGAUGACUGGGUUGCCUUUGCUAGUCUGACUCCCCCAGACGAGGCCGAAGAGGCUGCUUUCCUGGAGAAGUUUUAUGAACCUUGGGACGAUGAGUCCAUUGCAAGGGCCGCAGAGUGGAUCCGCAUCCCGCCUGAGAUCCAGGUCAAGGGUAUCGGACCUAUGGGCCAACUUGAGGUUGACUGGGAUGCUGUUGCGCGCUACGAGAGGGAAGGCAUUCCCAUCCAAAUGACUUGA
This is a messenger RNA of Penicillium roqueforti, 4353 nucleotides long. RefSeq lists its product as uncharacterized. The transcript is spliced from 3 exons. Gene Ontology annotation, molecular function: transcription coregulator activity. Gene Ontology annotation, biological process: regulation of transcription by RNA polymerase II. The coding region runs from base 1 to 4353 and encodes 1450 amino acids. Lineage: Eukaryota; Fungi; Ascomycota; Eurotiomycetes; Eurotiales; Aspergillaceae. Gene Ontology annotation, cellular component: mediator complex. The record is from RefSeq and is a predicted model, not a curated record.